AUGAAGGAUUUUAUUACCAUGUGGUGUGAUGCAAGAGUGCUAUCUAGUGGUGGUAAGGAGGAGGAGGGGGUGAUUUGUAGUAGUAGUGGGGUGGAGGUGGGGAGUAAACUGGAGGAGGAGGAGAGUGGUACUUAUAAGGCUUCUUGUAAGGUGGUGGUGGAGAGUGGUAAACUGGAGUGGGAACAUGGGGAGGGUAGGUGUGAACUGGAGGAGGAGGGGAGUGGUACACUGGGUGGGGUUGAGGGUACGGCUUGUGCACUGGUGGUGGAGGGGAAGGGUAUUUGUAUGGCUUCUUAG
Sphenostylis stenocarpa is the source of this 297-nucleotide messenger RNA. The record is from the annotation of a GenBank genome assembly. NCBI's taxonomy places the organism in Eukaryota, Viridiplantae, Streptophyta, Magnoliopsida, Fabales, Fabaceae.